Molecule: messenger RNA, 2682 nt
Organism: Aspergillus wentii DTO 134E9
Lineage: Eukaryota; Fungi; Ascomycota; Eurotiomycetes; Eurotiales; Aspergillaceae
Exons: 4
Coding region: 1-2682 (893 amino acids)
Biological process (GO): mitotic DNA damage checkpoint signaling; protein phosphorylation
Cellular component (GO): nucleus
Molecular function (GO): ATP binding; protein binding; protein serine/threonine kinase activity
Source: RefSeq, a predicted model, not a curated record
AUGGAGUCUUCUGAUUUGAUUCGCGACUCCAAGCUUGAAACUUAUUUCAACCCUCCUUUAUCUCCUGGCGGAUCGUAUCCUGAUUUGACCGAGCAUAUUAUCAAUGGCUCCGAUCCUAGCGGUCAACAACGAGUGCUCCGGAGAGAAGAGCAGUGGAAGCGCCAGCGACAUAUUGGCGAAGGUGCCUAUGGCAGCGUAUGGCUGGAAAGUUGUGUCAAAGGUCAAACAAAGUCUGAAUUUCGCGCAGUGAAGCGCAUCCGAAAAGUCGACCAAGGUUACGAUCGAGAACUCGAGGCUUUUGCCAAAUUCUCCCAUGACAAGUAUGUACGGUGUUUUGUCGAGUCUUUUGGCUGGUAUGAAAGUCUCGAUUCCAUCUUCAUCAGCAUGGAGUAUCUAGCGCACGGAGAUCUCCAUCGGUAUUUGUGUGCCACGUCGCAGAUUCCAGAAAAUGAAACCAAAGAGAUCACGUACCAGUUGCUUGAGGGUCUGUGUUUCAUGCACGAUAAUGGGUUCAUCCAUCGAGAUCUAAAGCCUUGCAAUGUGCUGUUAAAGUCAAAGCCCCCAGGCAUAUGGUGGGUGAAGAUCGGAGACUUUGGUGUCAGUAAACGUGCUGCUGCUGGUACAGCACCGUCGACUCUCAAAGGAACUCUUGGGUUCCUUGCUCCUGAGCUGCAUGGGUACAUCGAAGCUACUGGAAAAAAAAGCGACUCGGAGUCCAAGGCAGCAGACAUAUGGGCUCUUGGCGAGACGAUGCACCAGAUGCUGACCAGAGAAGUGACAUUCACAACUCUACUCGAUCUCAACCGCUAUGCCCAAGGUCGCAUGGGAUUUCCGUUUGAUCGCUUAAAACAUCACGGGGUGAGCAGCGAUGGGCAACAAUUCAUCAGACAACUCAUGGCUCCAACUCCAAAAGAGCGACUGACAGCGCAGAAUGCUAUCCAGCAGCCUUGGGUAGUGAUCGGAAAAGAUCCUCUCCCAAAUGCAGAACUUGCGCUUCCGAGCCCGCCUCAACCAUCCAUAGCGACCAAUGACCCUGCGCCUGCAUCGUCAGGCAAACCAUCAAACAAAUGGUCUACUCUUGAGCCUGAUAGCAGUGAUAUACGCUCGACUGCCGAACUUCCGAACAAUCCGAGUUCAGUUCCGACAAGGGGCGACUCAGAGCAGCCCACACAGGAUGUCGACAUGAUCAAUUCUUUCAGGGACGUCAGUAAUGGGAAUCUUGGCACAAACAUAUCGAGGACCUCCAAGAUUGCCCAAAAGCUUCGGGGUAAAUCGCUGCGGAGCCUAUCGAACUUCGAACAAGAACGGCGUACCGAGCUAACCUCUAAACCACUAACUGUGAUCACGCCCACCGACGGACCUGGAAGUUCUAUGGCCAAAAAGACUAGCAGAGCACAAACAGCGGAGUCUCAGUCAUUAGUGAGGAAGUUUCUCCGAUCUUUCAAGUCCCCACAGGAUUCUGCGGAUGGUACACUACGAGCUGAAUCAGAUGCCGAGGAAGAAAACAUCGAUGAGCAGACCUCCCAACGACUGCUAUUAUACAGAAUGGCCCCGCAUGCCGAGAGAAUCACACCGGACGGUAUACUUAAUGAUAUCAGACAAAGUGCAGACUCACUGUCGUUGUCAAGGUAUGGCGAAAAGGCUAUCUCGAUAACAAACUAUCUCAUCACUACGGGCAAUAUCCGUCGUGAAAGUGUGAUUGAGAUAUUGGAUACUGAAAGGAAAGACAAGAGACAAAUCGUCCUUUCUAACGAAGAUAUAUAUGAGGUUAUGUGCUCCCCUAAUGGUCGGCUGGCCGCUUCUCGAGGGAUGAAUGCCAUAGUGUUGUGGGACACUUCUACCGGAUCUACCCUGCACAUGUACAGAGGGUUUGGCGGAGUUCAAUCAUCCCCGUUUUAUGAUCGAGUUCAACACCUCUGGUUCUCGCCAAACAGCAGAAUGUUUGGGACUUGGGCAAACGGAUGCAUUUACGGCUGGGACGUCGAUUCCGGGAAGCAAACGUUCACAAUCCCAUUGAAGAGCUUCGACUGUCAGCAGAUAAAUACCAUUGCCUUUCUACCAUCUGGGGAGGUCCUGGCAGCUGGAGUAUACAGCCGUACCGUAACCCACCCACCACAUCGUCCGGUUACAGCUGCAUUCCUGGUGCUUUUUGAGCCAGACCAUCAAACGCCGCGUUAUUUCCAUGAAAUCGAUAUUCUCGCCACGUCUGACAGUGUGUAUCCUUUAGGGCUCUCCACUGACAGCACCAAAGUAGCUUUUUUCUUUCCCGGCUAUUCUGAGAUUGGGGAUAUUCACUUCUUCGAUGUUUCCACGGGAGAGCCGAUCUGGACACUCUGUCCCCAAAGCAUGACCCCUCCCAAGCCAUUAUGUAGGACCCACGCACUGCUCACGACACCAACUGUUGCCAUCCUCGCAACUGGACAUUAUACGGGGUUGGAAUAUAUCACGUUUCUUUCUGUAUGGGAUGUCCAAACACGCAAGUUCCUCGCCUCCCGGGUAAUUUACCAUGGCUCAGAGAAAGCCUGUCGGCUUUCAUUCUCUCGUGAUGGCAGCACGCUCGUGAUCGGGGGGGAGAAGGGAACGAUCAUUCUGGUGCGAGCGGACUUUGCGAGUCUUCGGGGGAAAAAAGAUACUUACGGCUAUAAUUAUAUGUCACGCCAAGAACGCUGGCUUACUGUGUAG